This is a messenger RNA of Python bivittatus (Burmese python), 1543 nucleotides long. It is a transcript of the gene ALDOB, whose product is annotated as aldolase, fructose-bisphosphate B. Gene Ontology annotation, biological process: glycolytic process. Lineage: Eukaryota; Metazoa; Chordata; Lepidosauria; Squamata; Pythonidae. Gene Ontology annotation, molecular function: fructose-bisphosphate aldolase activity. The record is from RefSeq and is a predicted model, not a curated record.
CUAGUAGCAUUGCGUGAAAGAUAUAAGAGGUCUCCGCGUGGCAGAGGGCGACCCGGUUGGCUGUAGCCCCCUCAUCCGUCCUUGGGAGCUUCUGGGAGAGGCGGAGACGACCCACUGAAACGCCACCAUGACCCACCAGUUUCCAACGCUCUCUCCAGAGCAGAAAAAGGCACUCUCUGACACAGCUCAGCGGAUUGUAGCUACCGGCAAAGCUGCAGAUGAAUCUGUAGGAACAAUGGGUAACAGGCUGCAACGCAUCAAAGUGGAGAAUACGGAAGAAAAUCGCCGUCAGUUCCGUGAUAUUCUCUUCUCUUCCGACCGCUCCAUCAACCAACAGAUUGGGGGGAUUAUUUUCUUCCAUGAGACUCUCUAUCAGAAGGACAACACUGGAAAACUCUUCCCAGCUGUCAUUAAGGACAAGGGCAUAGUGGUUGGAAUCAAGCUGGAUAAAGGUGUGGCUCCAUUGGCAGGAACUAACAAUGAAACCAGCAUUCAAGGUCUGGAUGGGCUCGCUGAGCGCUGUGCCCAGUAUAAGAAAGAUGGAGCAGAUUUUGGCAAGUGGCGUGCCGUGCUGAAAAUUACAGACACAACUCCCUCUACUCUCGCCAUCCAGGAGAACGCUAACAUAUUGGCACGCUAUGCUAGUAUCUGCCAACAGCAUGGCUUAGUUCCUAUUGUGGAACCUGAGAUCCUAACCGAUGGGGACCAUGACCUCCAGCAAUGUCAGUAUGUGACUGAAAAGGUGCUGGCUGCUGUUUAUAAGGCCUUGAAUGACCACCAUGUCUAUUUGGAGGGAACGCUGCUGAAGCCCAACAUGGUGACCGCUGGACAGGCUUGUCCCAAGAAAUACACCCCACAGGACGUGGCCAUGGCAACAGUUACAGCUCUCCUUCGGACAGUCCCCGCAGCUGUUCCAGGAAUCUGCUUCCUUUCUGGGGGCCAAAGUGAAGAGGAGGCAUCCAUUAACCUCAAUGCUAUCAAUCAGUGCCCACUGCCUAAGCCCUGGAAGCUGACCUUCUCCUAUGGACGAGCUCUGCAAGCAUCGGCUCUAGCGGCCUGGUCUGGCAAACCGGAGAAUAAGAAGGCUGCCCAAGAGGCCUUCAUCAAACGGGCAAAGAUUAAUGGCUUAGCUUGCAAAGGCCAGUAUGUCACAUCCGAAAAGAGCAGCGGAGCAGCCACCCAGUCACUCUUUAGUCCCAGUUACACAUACUAGUUCAUAAAGCACUGCAGUCAAGUCACCCUUUGUUACAGUUGGCAGAAGGCUGAAAGAGAAAACAUCAUUUAACCACAUGCAUACAUUCAUAAAGAACUGGACAGGUUUUAAGAAUUUCAUCUGUUGCUCUUUUUACGACCACUGUCUUUUUAUAGUUACCUGCAGCCCCUGUCCUGUUACUGUUAUUAUCAGGGGGGGAAAGGGUGAAUAAAAUGGCCGUGUUGCAGAAAACAACAGUCAGGAAAGAGGAAACAGAGUGCCUUUUUCAGUCUAUAAACUCUGAACAAAUGUUUUAUCACUCUGAAAAGAUUAAACACCUGUGAAACUUUG